AUGGGACUUGAAGUACUAGGUUCAAUUUUGCACCAAUGUUCAAAAACAAAAUCAUUUAGACAUGGGUUUUCCCUCCAUGCUGUUGCUAUCAAAUUGGGUUUUGUAUCUAAUGUAAUUAUAUCUAAUCAUAUUUUAAACAUGUAUGCAAAAUGUGGCAAUAUCGAGUUUGCACGCCAAGUGUUUGAUAAAAUGCCUGAACGAAACCUCGUGACUUGGUCUGCUAUGAUUUCGGGUUAUGAUCAGGCUGGAAAGGGUAUAAAGGCGGUUGAGCUUUUCGCUAGAAUGAAAUUAGACCUGGCGAACGAGUUUGUGUUUGCUAGUGCUGUUAGUGCGUGUGCUAGUCUGGCGGCGGUUAAGUUGGGGAAAUGUAUUCAUGCGCAGGCGGUGGUUUGUGGGUUUUCUGAUGUUUCUUUUGUUUCUAACUCACUUGUGUCGAUGUACAUGAAAUGUGGACGGUGUAGUGAUGCAUUGUCGGUUUUUGUGACUUGUUCUGAACCGAAUGUGGUUGCGUAUAAUGCUAUAAUUACAGGGUUGGUUGAAAAUGGUCAAUUUGAGAAAGCGUAUGAGAUGUUUAGACUUAUGUGUCGACAAGGGCUUGUUCCAAAUCGGUUUAGUUUAGUUGGUAUUUUAGGAAAUUGUAUUACUCCGAAUGAUUUUUGGAUUGGGAUGGAACUGCAUUGUCUAGCCAUCAAGCUCAGUCUUGAUUGCUUAGCUUUUGUUGGCAAUGUGUUGAUUACAAUGUAUUCAAAGUUUGAUUUGAUUAAGGAAGCGGAUAACAUAUUUUGGUCCAUUGAGGAAAAAGAUAUGUUUUCAUGGAAUACAUUUAUGGCUGCGUGUUCUCAUGCCCUUGAUCAUGGCAAGUGUUUAAAGGUCUUUAGUGAGAUGCUGAAAACGUAUAGUGUAUCACCCGAUGACUUCACAUACACAAGUGCCCUUGCUGCGUGUUCUGGUCUUGCUUCUUCUCUUUUAGGCAGACAAAUUCAUGGUAAUUUAAUUAGAACGAGGUUAAACUAUGAUACUGGUGUCGCUAAUGCACUUGUGAACAUGUAUGCGAAAUGUGGUUCUAUAAAACACGCGGUUAAUGCUUUUAACCAGAUGAAUUUCCAUGAUCUUGUUUCAUGGAAUACCCUCAUGGCUGGAUUUGCAAAUCAUGGAUUAGGGAAACAAGCAAUUGAGUUAUUUGAUCAAAUGAGGGAAUUAGACAUCAAACCCGAUUCUAUCACAUUCAUUGCACUUCUAGCAGCUUUGAAUCAUACAGGACUAGUCGACGAGGGUAAAUUCUACUUUAAAGCUAUGCAGGAAACUUAUAGUAUUGCUCCCAACGUUGACCAUGUCUCUUGCAUAGUUGACUUAUUAGGCAGAUCCCGAAGGGUAAAAGAGGCUGAAGAGUACAUGGAAAGAUAUUCUUUUGAACAAGAUCCUGUUGUUCUCGGGUGCUUAUUAUCUGCCUGUCGUGUACACGGUGAUCUUGUCGUAGGAAAGCGUACCUCUGAACGUUUCUUGAAGAUUCAGAAAGUUUCUACGUCGCCUUAUGUAUUAUUAUCUAAUCUAUAUGCUUCAGAAAGUAUGUGGGACAGUGUAGCAGAUGCAAGAAAACAGUUAAAGGAUAGUUUAAUAAAGAAAGAGCCAGGACAUAGUUUAAUUGAAGUUAAAGGUAGUUUAGAGAAGUUCACUGUUGGCAGAAUUUCUCAUUCUAGAAUAGAAGAGAUUGUUGGUAUGCUUGAAGUUUUGAGCUUUACAGAAGGCGAACUCUUUUGGUGUUACUAAUAUUUUCUCAGUACAAAGGUAUGUUGUUAUGUCUAGUUCUCAUUCAUCGCUAACAUGUUACGAGUAUUAGUUAGAACUUAUAAUCCAGGCAUUACAUGUUUUAUGAUAAUAUAGUAGUAGCAUUUUCUAACAGAGACUUUCGACUACAAAAAACUUUCUGGGGAGCAUUACGAUAGCAAAGCUGUACCCUCUAGUUGUUUUUUACCGAUACUUAUCUCCGCAACGUGUAAUGAAAUAAAGGUUUUACA
This is a messenger RNA of Erigeron canadensis, 2015 nucleotides long. RefSeq names its product putative pentatricopeptide repeat-containing protein At3g47840. Gene Ontology annotation, biological process: RNA modification. The transcript has a single exon. The record is from RefSeq and is a predicted model, not a curated record. Gene Ontology annotation, cellular component: intracellular membrane-bounded organelle. Gene Ontology annotation, molecular function: protein binding; RNA binding. Lineage: Eukaryota; Viridiplantae; Streptophyta; Magnoliopsida; Asterales; Asteraceae. Bases 1 to 1767 code for a protein of 588 amino acids.